GGUUUGGGCCAAUUCCUGAUUCUUUGCAUAAGAAAAGUGUUGCUUUCAACGCAGACAUAUACUUUUGGAGUAACUUCUCGAAAUCCGCCCACUUCUAUCCCGGGGAAGGAAUAAGAAAGAAAGGCAGUUAUCUCCUUACCCCGUAGUUUGGCUGCAUCCAACAAGUUUGUGUACUACAUGUUCGUUGAAUCGCCUCAAUGGCGUUCAGCUCGUGCCUAAACUGCCAUACCUGGACUCACUCCCAGAAUCUGAACCAACCAUUCCCCUUCCAUCCAUCUCCAGAGCCCACUAAAUCCAUUUCUUUCAUAUUUUCAGGACUCACUUCUCUCUCAGCCUCCAAGCCAUCUUCUUUAUCCUCUAUAUCUCAGCAGCAACUGUCGCCGGAUUUCAGCUCAAAGCAACUCCCUGACACCCUUCGUCGUGAAGAUGAUGAAACAUCAGCGCUUCGGCUCUUUGAGUGGGCUUUGGAGCAGCCUAAUUUCGCACUCGCUUUGCCAGUAUACGAGGAAAUUCUUCGUAAGCUUGGGACUGUAGGGUCUUUCGGUAGAAUGAGGCAAAUUUUGGAUGGCAUGAAGAGCUCAAAAAUUGAAAUAACAGAAGGUCCUUUCCUUAUUUUUAUUGAAAGCUACGGGAAAUUUGAGUUGUAUGAUGAGGCUAUUGGCGUUCUUGACAUGAUGGAAAAUGAAUUUGGUGUGAAACCUGGCACGUUUAGCUACAAUAUCUUGCUGAAUGUUCUCGUUGAUGGCGCUAAGUUGAAACUAGUUGAAAAUAUCCACUCUAGGAUGUUGACCAGAGGUGCAAAUCCUGAUGUUUCAACCUUCAAUGUAUUGAUAAAGGCCCUCUGCAAAGCUCAUCAAAUUAGGCCGGCUAUUCUGAUGAUGGAGGAGAUGCCUCACCAUGGUUUAGUACCGGAUGAGAAGACUUAUACGACAAUAAUGCAAGGUUUUAUUGAGGAAGGCAAUCUGGAGGGCGCAUUGAGAGUAAAAGGGCAAAUGGAGGCUGUUGGGUGCGCAUCUAGCAAUAUAACAGUAAACGUUUUGACACAUGGCUUUUGUAAAGAGGGAAAGAUUGAGCAAGCUUUGGAGUUCAUUCAAGAGAUGGCGAGUGAGUGGUUUCAUCCUGAUCAAUUUACAUACAAUACCUUAAUCAAUGGUUUGUGUAAAGCAGGGCAAGUGAAGCAUUCUAUAGAGGUGUUGGACUUGAUGCUUCAAGAAGGAUUUGAUCCGGAUGUAUUUACAUACAAUAGUUUGAUUUCAGGACUUUGUAAAAUCGGUGAAGUUGAAGAGGCAAAGGAAGUUCUCAAUCAGAUGCUUUCAAGGGACUGCUCCCCUAACGCAGUAACAUACAAUACUAUCAUUAGCACCUUGUGUAAGGAGAACAGAGUGCAAGAAGCUACUAAUCUUGCUCGUGCUCUUACAGAAAAGGGAAUUUUUCCUGAUGUUGGCACAUUCAACUCACUGAUACAAGGUCUCUGCUUGACUGGCAACUACCAUAGUGCAAAAGAACUGUUUGAGGAGAUGAAGGGCAAAGGGUGUCGACCAGAUGAGUUCACAUAUAACAUGUUGAUUGACUGCCUUUGUAGCGGAGGGAAAAUGAAUGAAGCUUUCAACGUGCUAAAGGAGAUGGAAUUAAGUGGUUAUGCGAGAAGUGCUAUAACUUACAACACACUGAUAGAUGGUUUCUGCAAAAAUAAGAAACUCGAAGAAGCAGAAGAGAUUUUCGACGAAAUGGAGCUUCAAGGUGUUUCAAGAAAUUUGGUGACUUACAACACCCUUAUUAAUGGUCUUUGUAAGAGCAACAAGGUGGAGGAGGCUUAUCAGCUCAUGGACCAUAUGAUAAUGGAAGGUUUAAAACCAGACAAAUUUACAUACAAUUCCCUUCUUUCACAUUUCUGUAGAGGGGGAGAUAUCAAGAAAGCAACAGAAAUUGUUCAAAGCAUGACUUCAAAUGGGUGUGGACCAGAUAUUGUCACCUAUGGGACCUUAAUUCAGGGCCUGUGUAAAGCAAAUAGAGUUGAGGUUGCAAGCAAGCUCCUCAGAAGUAUCCAGAUGAAAGGGAUGGUACCAGGCCCGCAGGCAUAUAAUCCUGUAAUUCAAGCACUGUUCAGAAGGAAGAGAACAGGAGAAGCCAUGAGACUUUUUAGAGAAAUGGAGGAAAAUGGACAUCCUCCUGAUGCUAUCUCAUACAAGAUCGUCUUCCGAGGGCUCUGCAUGGGAGGAGGACCAAUUGGAGAAGCUGUUGAUUUUGCCAUGGAGAUGACUGAAAAGGGUUAUAUUCCAGAAGUUUCUUCAUUCUACAUGCUGGCUGAAGGCCUUUGUUCUUUAGCCAUGGAGGAUAUCCUAAUCAAGCUGGUUGAGAAGAUUAUGAGGAUAGCAAACUUCUCAGAAAGUGAGAAGGCCAUGAUAACGGGUUUCCUCAAAAUUCGCAAGUUCCAAGACGCUCUGGCCAGUCUUGGCAACAUGCUGAAUAAGCAAAAACCUAAGAAGAGUUACUGGUCAAGAUGAAAGUGCCCGAUUGAUCUAUGAGGAUAGCAAACUUCUAGGAGGAUAUCCUAAUCAAGCUGGUUGAGGGGAUAGCAAACUUCUCAGAAAGUGAGAAGGACAUGAUAACGGGUUUCCUCAAAAUUCGCAAGUUCCAAGACGCUCUGGCCUGUCUUGGCAAUAUGCUCUGAAUAAGCAAAAACCCAGGAAGAGUUACCGGCCAAGAUGAAAGUGAUAAUUCAGUUCCUUCAAACCCUUCCUGUUGUUGCCCAUUUAACUCCAUCAAGAAUUCAAGUGUGGUAACACUAGUUCAAACUAUAUCAUUUCAAGGUGGCUUAGUGACGCACCUGGGUCUUCAAUGAUCAGUACAGUGAUGACAUUUUGCUCUUGUUCUGACGUGAGAAAAUUCGUAUAUGCGUUAACAAUUUUCAGUACAACUUUCUCUUCUUGGCCAUUUUA
Messenger RNA from Coffea eugenioides, 2939 nucleotides. Its product is annotated as pentatricopeptide repeat-containing protein At3g53700, chloroplastic. Gene Ontology annotation, molecular function: protein binding. The coding region runs from base 198 to 2504 and encodes 768 amino acids. The transcript has a single exon. The record is from RefSeq and is a predicted model, not a curated record. NCBI's taxonomy places the organism in Eukaryota, Viridiplantae, Streptophyta, Magnoliopsida, Gentianales, Rubiaceae.